GUUAACGUAGCUAAAGGUUUGGUAGUGUUAGGUAGAUCCUUUGAGGUAGUUUUAAUGUCCUAUGCGGUAAAACGCCUGCGUUCUUUCCUACAGAGAGCGGUAGUGAGUGAGCGACCGAACUGCAUCACUGAAACAAGUUUUCGUCAAUGAUUACAUAUCGAAUCGUUUUUUGUAAUAUAAUAAGGUUCUCCAGUUACGUUUGAGCACAUGAACUGCAGACUGCAAUAUGGUGACAAUUCCCAACAGCUGCACUGCACUGUCCUGUCCUACUGUACCAUUGUCCAAUGGACGGAACAUUCCCAUUCUGGGUUUAGGAACAUCUCAUGCUGGAGGUUACAGUCAUGAAGCAGUGCUCUGUGCUUUACAGGAGUGUGGAAUAAGGCAUAUAGACACAGCCAAACGUUAUGGUUGUGAAGAGGCUUUGGGGAAAGCUGUGGUUGAUAGUGGAGUACCAAGAGAAGAGCUCUGGCUCACAACCAAACUAUGGCCUGGAGAUUACGGCUACCAGAGCGCCAAACAAGCCUGCCGGGACUCGUGUGCCAGGCUGGGGGUUGAUUAUUUAGACCUGUAUCUAAUGCACUGGCCGGACUGCAUGAUUCCAGGCGCUUCCAAUCAUGAGGUUCGAGCAGAGACGUGGAGAGCUCUGGAGGAGCUUUAUGAUGAAGGUUUGUGUCGUGCCAUUGGAGUGAGUAACUUUCUCAUCCGUCACUUGAACGAGUUGAAGGAUCGUGGUGGAAUUGUGCCUCAUGUGAACCAGGUGGAGUUUCAUCCCUUCCAGCAGCCACUGGAGCUGGUUGAAUAUUGUCGGAAGGAGAAUAUCGUAUUUGAAGGCUACUGUCCUUUGGCCAAAGGUCAAGCCCUCACUCAUCCAACAAUCAUGGCGCUCGCUCAGAAAUACGGCCAUAGCGCAUCACAAAUAUGCAUCCGCUGGAGUAUUCAGAAUGGAGUUGUUACAAUUCCAAAGUCCACCAAACCAGAAAGGGUCCAUGAAAACUGCCAAGUGUUUGGGUUCAGCUUGGAUGAUUCAGACAUGGCAGCGCUGAGUUUGUUGCAUGAUGGGAGACAUGUGAGCUGGGACCCAACUAAUGUGGAAUGACCAAAUCUCUAAGAAAACCACCUGUUCAGGUUUUUGGAUUCAAACUAACAGCAGAAGACAUGGACCAAAUUAGUGAUUUACACACCAAUCAUAAGCUGAUUCAUCUCACUUAUCCACUCUGGAAAGGAUAGCCUAGCAAUCAAAAUACUAGUGGUUUGUUUUUAGGAUAAUGACAGCUCCUGAGCUCACUGUGAAAGAAAAGGUGGUUAUUUACAAAAGUGAUGAAUUCGAGGAAAUCAGGGAUUUGCAUGCUGCCGAUGUCACACUUGUGCCUUUUUUUUAAACCAGCAUUCAUUGGUGUUGAGUGACUAAGAUUUGUGUAGUGGUCCAAAUAUUAUUAGUAACAGUUAGUAACAGGAUUUACUCAUCCUCAAUGCAUCCUAGGUGUAUAUGACUUGCUUAUUUCAGACGAAUCCAAUCGGAGUUACAUUAAAAAUGUCCUGCCACUGGGAAAAAAAAAAAAAGAAAGAAAAAAAAAAAGACUUGAAAUAAUUUGUUACCCCACUGACUUAAAAUUUUUAGUCAACUUAAAUAUUCCAGUUGUCACUUAAUUAACAUCAAGUAACUUACAAUUUCAAGCUGACUAAACGAAAAAUUUUAAGUAAGCAGGUUAACAAAUUAUUUUAAGUUGAAACAACUUUUUGAAUUUUUAUUUAUUUAUUUAUUUUUUUUACAGUGUGGCUCUUCCAUGCUUUAUAAUGGCAGUGGGUGGGUGUUUUUAUACAGCAGUCCAAAACAAGUCCAAUAAAGCACAUCCAUCCAUAAUAAAAAGUGCCUCACAUGGCUCCAGGGGGUGAAUAAAGGCCUCCUGUAGCAAAUCAAUGCGUUUGUACAAAAAAAAAUCCAUAUUUAAAACAUUUUUCACCAGUUCCAGAUGGAUGACAUAGGAUGUGAGAAUAUGCUAGUCUCACAAGAACCAAUGUUUGUUUAUAGGAGCAAAAGAAGCAAAAUUUCUUUACUUUAGCAAAGGAAAACCAGUCUCCUCUUGGCUUAUAUUGAAAUCUUCCAACAUUUUCUUUACAAAGCCUUAUUUUAUACUUCUAAUUUGUGACCGAUUUGUGUUUUGCUCACUCCUCUCUGCUUCGGUAUUCGUCAACGGCUUCCAAGCUUUAUAAUGGCAGUUAGAGAAAACAGUUCAUAAUGUUUUAAAUAUGGAUAUUUUCUUACAAAAACGCAUCGAUUAGGAGGCACUUUAUGUUAUGGAUGGAAACGCUUUAUUGAACUUCUUUUGGACUGCUGAACCAAAACACCCACUCACUGCCAUUAUAAAGCUUGAAAGGACAUUUUUUAAUACAACUCCAAUUGUAAUCGUCUGACAGAAGAAAGUCACAUAUACUUAGGAUGCCUUGAGGGUAAGUAAAUUUAUAGGCUCAUUUUCAUUUUUUGGGUGAACUUGCCCAUUAAUAGUGACAGAACAAUCAAUAUAAAUAUCAAGUUGAUAUUGAAUGGAUGUAAUGUCAGUCAUGACAUGUUCUCAUUUUCCCCAUUAAUUGUUUUCUGUUAUGCUGAAAUGUAUCAAAUUGUUGGUUAAACUAGAAAUAUUGCUAAAGAAUGCCAUUUCUGUUUUACACAUGUAAUUCUCUGUGUGAUGUUUGAGUUUCUCAGAAACUGCGGUGUCUGAACUGAAAUAAAUCACAAAAAAUGGAGCCAGCACACA
Molecule: messenger RNA, 2753 nt
Organism: Labeo rohita (rohu)
Lineage: Eukaryota; Metazoa; Chordata; Actinopteri; Cypriniformes; Cyprinidae
Exons: 8
Coding region: 227-1096 (289 amino acids)
Molecular function (GO): oxidoreductase activity
Source: RefSeq, a predicted model, not a curated record